Molecule: messenger RNA, 717 nt
Organism: Fusarium poae
Lineage: Eukaryota; Fungi; Ascomycota; Sordariomycetes; Hypocreales; Nectriaceae
Exons: 2
Coding region: 1-717 (238 amino acids)
Source: RefSeq, a predicted model, not a curated record
AUGCCCUCACAAUCAAAUCUGAGAGCUGCUCAGGCCGUUGUUCUUUCACGCCAGCGACUUCGCCGCGGUCUCAAUCGUGAUGCUGCCGGCCGCCGAAAGAAGCCACUGACUCUUCGUGCUGCUGAAGCUCGAUAUGCCGGCUCUGCUCGUGCAUCUAUCGGCCGCAUCGUCAAGAGACUUGAGGCUGCGAAUACCGUAGAUUAUGAGGAUGUUGUUGUUGAACAACCCAUUCAGGAAAGCAUAAUAAGCAGACCCCUCUCCAAGGAAGGCGGGGGAAAAAAGUUAAACAAUACACAUACAAUUAAGGACAUCAAGGCGCACGCGAUCCGUUCAACAGUUGUCGAUCCUAAGAUGGGGCGCCCGCGGCAACUCACGGAUGAGGAAGAAGAAGCUAUCGUGUGUUAUAUCAUCUGGAUGGAAAAGUCAGGCCUGCCUGCCUCCAAGUGGGAAAUAGAAGAUGCAGCACUUACUCUGCGGCGCCGCCGUGAUCCUGAUGCGAGACCUGUGAGCAAGAUGUGGUACUCUCGCUUCCGUGAUGAUCAUCCUGAGCUUGCGAAAUCGAUAUUGAAGUCGAGAGAAGCUUCGCGUGCCGAAUAUGAGGAAGGCGGCGUUGAUGAUACGAAGGAGUGGUUCCAACGCCUCAGCGAUGUGAUGACGAAGUACAAUAUCGGUGCAUCAGAGACCUGGAAUGCAGAUGAAGCAGGAGUUAGAGUGUGA